AUGGCAGAAUAUGAAGCUUGUGCUAUGGGAACUUUGGUGGCUUUGGAAUCAAAAGCGAAAGUUCUGGAAGUAUAUGGAGAUUCAACCCUAGUCAUUAAUCAGCUUAACCAUGAAUGGGAAACUCGAGAUAAGAAGUUAAUACCUUAUUUUACCUACAUAAAAGAAUUGUCUUUACAAUUUGACAAAAUCACUUUUCACCAUGUCCCUCAAGAAAACAAUCAAUUGGUUGAUGCUUUGGCUACUUUAUCCUCGAUGUUCCAAAUAAGUCAAAAUGAUGAAAUCCCAUCAAUUAAAAUGGAGAGUCGAGAUCAUCCUGCCUACUGCCACGUAAUGGAAGAAGAAAUCGGCGGAAAAUCGUGGAAUCACGACAUUAAACAUUAUCUUAUAAAUAAAGAAUAUCCUCCCGCAAUAUCGAAGAAUGAUAAAAGAAUUCUGAGACAGUUAAUCGCAAGAUUUUUCGUGAAUGAAAAUAUUUUGUAUAACACUACAAGAAAUAUUCAGUUUUACGACACUUGGCCUGCGACGAUUCUUCCUUAA
Molecule: messenger RNA, 537 nt
Organism: Cicer arietinum (chickpea)
Lineage: Eukaryota; Viridiplantae; Streptophyta; Magnoliopsida; Fabales; Fabaceae
Molecular function (GO): RNA-DNA hybrid ribonuclease activity; nucleic acid binding
Source: RefSeq, a predicted model, not a curated record